AUGGGUGAAGAGCAACCCUUGAUGAUUGCCAUGGACCUGACCAUCGCCGAUAGCCCUAAGGACGAUCUCCAAGCCUUCCUGCUGCAGUGGGCCUGGGAGAGGAAAGAACGACUCUGUCUGUGCCCCAGGGUGCUAGAGAUUCUGUCUGACUCCAGCUCUGAAACCCAGAAGGCUCUGCAAGUUGUGAAUCCGGACUCAAUACUGGAACUGCUGGUGAGUAAAUUGUGUCUAGGAGACACCGUGAAAACCUUUGCUUCUAUUCUGAGCAAGAUGAAGAAACUUCGCAUCCUGAGUUUCUGCAAUACGUGUGCCCACUUUGACACUUUCAGCUCCCCAAAUUCCUCGUGUUCCUCCCUCCAACUGGGGGCACAUCUGGGGCAGCUGCAGCAUCUCCAGGAGGUGCGUAUGCAAGAAAUUGUCUUCCUUGGUGGAAAGCUACCCGCCAUUUUCAGGAGCCUGCCUCCUUUGAAGGACUUGUUUCUGAGCUCGUGUAACCUGCAGGAAGCUGACCUGAGGUUUCUGUCCCGGUGUCCCUGCACCAGGCAGCUCAAGCACCUCUGGCUGAAGAAUUUGUCUAUGAAAAGCUUCAGUCCCGAACUCCUGAGAGCCCUGUUGGAACAAGUGGCCGGCACCCUGGAGAUCCUGGUGCUGGAGAAAUGUGAAAUCACAGAUGCUCAGGUCUCAGCCAUCCUACCAGCCCUGAGCCAGUGCUCCAAGCUGAGCUCCUUUAGUUUCUAUGGAAACCACGUUUUCAUGGACACCCUGCAGAGCCUCCUGGGGCUCAUGGCUAGGUUGGGCCACUUGAAUGAAAGCAUCUAUUCUCCCCCUCUGGAGAGCUAUGGACCCACAGGGAACUUGGACCCUGACAGGUUUUUUCAGGUUCUGGCUGGGUUGGCCCAGGAUUUGGGAGAUGUGGGGACAACCCCUAAUAAGAUCCAGAUCUGCCCAGGUUUCUGUGAUUUCUGCAACUGUUUCCUAUACUACUUCCUGGGGCCAGAUGGUUCCUGGGUGCUCAGAGAGGAGGAGUUCCAUAGCCAUGAGGCUCUGGCUGGGUAA
Messenger RNA from Perognathus longimembris pacificus (Pacific pocket mouse), 1056 nucleotides. Its product is annotated as PRAME family member 8-like. The transcript has a single exon. NCBI's taxonomy places the organism in Eukaryota, Metazoa, Chordata, Mammalia, Rodentia, Heteromyidae. The record is from RefSeq and is a predicted model, not a curated record. Gene Ontology annotation, cellular component: cytoplasm. Bases 1 to 1056 code for a protein of 351 amino acids.